CCAAUGAGAUGAAAGUCCCCAGUAGAAAGUUCUCAGUGGUUUGGUUUCUAAAUUCUUUCAAACACCUCGACCCAAGUACCAUGUCAUUUAUGAGGAUGGCUCUACGCUGGAUUCUUAUUUUAUCUUUCAAAAUAAUAUUUUCAGCCCAAGCUGCGGAUUUUAACCGACCAUCGUUUGUCUCCAUGAAGUCUGGAGAACGUGUUACUCUGAACUGCACAUUUCAGGAUGAAUACAGUAAAGAACUUAUUGUUUGGUACAAGCAAACAUUUGGAGAGUUGCCACAGGAAGUGGGGAAAAUUACAGCAAAUAUAGACAUCGAAAUGUCAGCCGAGUUUAGGUCAGGAUUUAAAAUAGAGAAAAGUGUGAAUGGUAUUUCUUUGACAAUCCUACAGACGAAAAAAUCUGAUGAAGGACUGUAUUUCUGUGGAAUAUAUACCUGGGGCAAUUCUGCAAUUUCCAGUGGAACAUUCAUAGCUGUGACAGGUAAACCAGAUUUAAACGUCUCAGUGUUCCAGAGCGGCGUGUCGGACUCGGUUCCUGCAGGAGCGUCAGUGACUCUGCAGUGCUCGGUUCUCUCUGAGAGCAGAUCAGCAGAACUCCAAGUGCUCUGGUUCAGAGCUGCUCCACCACAAUCCCAUCCUCAAAUCAUUUACACUCAUCACAACAGCAGCCAUCAGUGUGAGAGCGGCUCUUCUACACACACCUGUGUGUACAACUUCUCCAAGAACAUCCUCAGCCUCAGUGAUACUGGAACUUACUACUGCGCUGUGGCCGUGUGUGGGAAGAUCAUUUUUGGGAACGGGACACGAGUACAGUUGGCUAUGAAUACAUUCACCGACCAACAUCACAAGGGAUCCGAUUCUGUAGUGAUCUCCCUUGCUGUAGCAUUGGCAGUGUGUGUGGUCGUGAUUUUUGCUCAAGCUAUUUUAAACUGUAAAAAACAAAACUCAGUGAAACUUCCACAAGGUGCUCUGAAAGUAAAUCAGGCCCGUGAUGCCGUGGAGAUGAAUUAUGCUGCCUUAAAUUUCAGUGAGAGGAAAACUAAAAGCGGAAGACCCAAAAAAAGACAACCUCAAGAUACUGUUUAUUCUGAAGUGAUACACACUCCUGUUACUUAGAUGUCUGUUAAUUUACGACUAAUUGUUAUAUCAGAUGUUUGUCUGCUCAAAAGCAAUGUUUGAGCCAAAUCGAUGUAAAAGCAUUCAUUGUCACAUGAAACCAAGUGACAGUGAAAAAUCUUAAACUUUGUCAUGUGAAAAGCCGCCACUGUGUACGAUGCUGCUAUAAUGAUAAUCACAUCUGAAUGUACUUUUUUAACCUGAUUUUUUCAAGCUGUGCACACUUUUAUAAAGUUGAUAAAGUGGUGUGGCCUGUUUAUUUGUGAACUUGUAUAAAUAUUGUUUUCUACAAUGUAACUUCUCCAAAACCAUGUCGUAAUAGUCCAAUCUAGAAGUUAUACAUUUAGCAUGUGCUAGUCUCAUUAUCAUGAUGGGUUGAAUAUGAUUCGAAAAGGAGUUUUAAAUACAUUAUUUAUGCAGCAAUCCAGUUUUGCUGGGCUACAGCGACCUUUUAUUUCACACAGUGGUUAAUAAUGUAAAAUUUAAUUGCUGCGUCUAUUAAUUAAACUUAACAGUGAAGGAUUUAUGGACUAUAUAUAUAUAGGAUAAAUAAUAAGGGGCCUAACACAGAGCCUUGGGUGACACACUUUAUUUUUUUGCUUCUGAAGAAUUUCCAUUUAUACUAACAAACAAUAGCAUUGUAAGUUCGAUCCAUACCAUUGUGUUCCUAAAACCAUUUCAACUGCGAGUAAUCCUUGGGAUUAACAAAAGACCAAAGUGCUCAGAAUUUGUUAUACUGCAACAGGAGAUCACCAAGACACACUGAAACUAAACCAGUUAGACCUUUAGACAUCAUGAGCAGGACUUUGUAAUGAAAGUGUAACUUAGUGGGUAGAUACUGUAGCUUGAAUAUGACUGGGAUAAUGUGCACUGAAUUUAUUUUCCUGGUAAGGUUGCAUUUCUGAACUGGUUGAUGUUGUUAUAUUGUAGACAACCUCUAAGGGCCUCAUUGUGGCCAGAGUGCCCCAGUUUGGUGUCUUUUUGUUCCCCUUUAAUGUAUUGUGUUACAAAUUAAACAUAUUGUGUUAAUUAGAGAUGCACUGAUUAUUGGCCUUCGGCCAUUAGCGGCCAUCGGCCGUUAGUUUAAAAACAUCCGAUGAUCAGGGCCGAUUAUAUCCUGUCAAUAAAAAGUGGGCGGGAAAACACAUUGAUUUCCUGCUGUGUGUCAAGAAGAUGUCUCCUGUGUAGAAUGACGACAAAACUGCAGUUUGUAAUCUCUGUAAGCUAAAAUUUUACACCGGAAGUGAGCAGCGGUGAAGCGGGAUUUUCAGCGUCGAGUCUAUUGUUCUGUUUUGUUUUUUGUCAUGCUGCUCGAGCUGAAUUAAAGGGCCAGUACGCCAUUGAAAGAUUUAAAUGAUGAUGAGUUGACAAAAAAGUAUAUAUUGAACAAAAAAAUAUAUUUGUAGAGUAGUAUAUUUCAUAUCUAGUUAAUGUUAAUAUAUAUAAAAAAAGUUGGUUUUAUAUAUUACCAGUUUGAUGUUCAGUGAUGGAGUAGAAAUGCUUAUGGUGAAUGAAAGUGAGACUAACAGGAGGUUUUUUAGAAUUCAGUCAAUGUUAAUAUGAAUUAAUGACAUUAACUAAUUUAAGAAAUCUUACUUUAAUAUUCAGAAUUUAGUUCAUGUGUUCAUGUUAAUUAGGGUAAUGUGUUUUCUGUUUAUGA
Messenger RNA from Ictalurus punctatus (channel catfish), 2778 nucleotides. RefSeq lists its product as uncharacterized. Lineage: Eukaryota; Metazoa; Chordata; Actinopteri; Siluriformes; Ictaluridae. The record is from RefSeq and is a predicted model, not a curated record. Gene Ontology annotation, biological process: response to bacterium. The coding region runs from base 9 to 1118 and encodes 369 amino acids. The transcript has 6 exons.